UUUUUUUCUUUUUUGACUUCAACAACUACUAAAAAAAAGAAAGAAAAUUCACAACAAAAAUUCUCACAAAAAUUUCUCAUAAAAAAAAGAAAAAACCCAAAAAAUGUUUUAAGUGUUAAUUUAUUUAUCAAAUUUAUGUUUAAUGCUGUAAAAAUUCUGCUUCCAUAUAAUAUAUUCAAUUACCAAAGUCCUGAUAUUAAAACAAGAAACAAAAAAGAAAACUUGUGUGAAGAAAUUUAAUUAAAUUAAGAGAAACAAAAAACAAAAGAAAAAAAUCACAAGGAAAAACAAAACAACAAAAAAAAAAUGAUUUUCUAAUUUUUUUCAAAACAACUACAUAACUUGGACACAUAUCAUGUAUUUUCCUGUUGGCUGGCCAAAGGCCAUCAAUCUCUCACUCAACUCCGAACACAAUACAAUCCGUCACAUCGCCUGCGAUGCUGUUAAAAUUCUCAUUGCUGCAAUUGGUGAAAGUUUUAUUGGCAUUUGGUAUGCCAAUCCUUUGAUUCCCAUAACAUUUCAUCAACGAAGUGAGGAAUCUAUCGAACAACAUGGUAACAAUCGUUUGAUUGUAUGGAAACCAGAUUCAAGUAAAUUAGCAGUUGUCACUGAUUAUGGACAUUUGUUAUUCUAUAAAAUCGAAGUCGAUGGUAAUAAUGCUGGAGUUCUAACUCAAGUUGAUUCUCCUUUGUCCAAUUUGAAAAGAGAUUCCGCUGAAUUGUUUAUUAAAGAAGUCAUUCCUAGACUUUAUUUGAAAGAGAUUUGUACAAUUGCUAUGGACUCGGUAAUAACAACUUUUUGUUGUGUUAGUUUAGCUGAAAUUGUUGUGACGACAGCGAAUUGUGAGUUUGUACGAACACAAUGGGAUGAUUUCGAAGGAAAUCAAGCAACUGUCGAUUUAAGAAGUAUUCCAUUCUAUUUAAAUCAAAAUAGCAAUCUGAAAAACCUCCCUCCAAUUGGUAGAAACUCCUUUAUAUCAGCUAUGGAGUAUUCUCCAUUUAUUGGUGGCUUUGCUGUAGUCUUUAAUGACUGCCGAGCGGCUUUUCUUAGCGUCCACCAGAAAAUGCAUGGGUUUUGGGUGCCCGAUGUUGAUGAUGCUACUGUUUGUAGUGUCAAUCACAAAUUUAGACUACUUGCUUACGGCAGGAGAAACUCAGAAGUAGCUGUCUAUGCAAUUGAAGACAGUACGGGUGGGUUGGAAUUUUGUCACAAACUUUCCCUCAAUUCCAAGGAAUUCCCUGGAACAUUGGGAGCUGUAAAUGAGCUCAAAUGGUCACCAGAUUCUUGUGUGCUAAUUGUAGCUUGGGACAAUGGUGGUAUAUCUCUUUGGAGUACCUUCGGAACGAUGCUUAUGUCCUCCCUCAGUUGGGAUUUUGGAAUCCAUGUCGACUUACUCCGAAAUAAUCCACUUGUUGUAGAUCGAAUGGAAUGGUCCACCGAGGGAUAUCAAUUGUUUUUGAUUCGACGAGAAGGAACAGUUCUCCAAUUGAGUUUUGUCAAAAGUGCUUUGACUAUGAAUCCAAGCAUGGCAUCGACAUCUCAUAUUCUUCUUCAAUCCGAUGAUACUUUGUAUCUAAAUCAAGGUGAUAAUCUUGAAAAAAUCUACUUUGGAUCGAAAUUCAUCUUUCCUAAUAAUCAAGCCGAUUUAAAUGUGAAUCCUCUUGAUUCCGGAGAUAAUUUGGAAGUUCAGAAAUCGGUUGAUAUAUCAAGUAUAUUAUCGGAAAGUAAAUAUUGGAGUGUAUUACAACUUCCAUUGACUUAUGCGGCAACAAAUUGGCCGAUUAGAUAUUCAGCUAUAGAUACAGAUGGUAUGCAUGUUGCUGUAGCUGGGAGAACUGGAUUGGCUCAUUAUUCUCUGCUGACCAAGAGGUGGAAACUAUUUGGCAAUGAAUCACAGGAAAAGGAUUUUGUUGUUACUGGAGGAUUGAUGUGGUGGAGGGGAUUUAUUGUCCUGGGAUGCUUUAGCUUGCUUGAUCGAACUGAUGAGAUUCGAUGCUAUCCGGAAGAGUGUAAGCUAGAUAACCAGUUUGGGAAUAAGAUUCAAGUUCGUGCACCGGUAAUAUCGUUGAAUAUGUUUAAGAAUCAAUUAAUUUGUCUAACAGCUGAUGGAAUAGUCAGUACAUUUGCCCUAAAGAAAUUGAAUGCCUAUAACAUGGAUGUUUCGUGCAUUUAUGAAAUGGACAUUAAAGGAAUCUGUAUCCAUCCAGCUUGUAUAGUUUCUUUGACAAUAACAAAUUUGAAAAAUGAACUUGCCUCCAAAGCUAACGCUCCGGAAACUAUAAUUUUCAAUGUCAGUGGAAGGAUUCUAAUGGUGCAAAGAGAUGCUCGAACUAGCGUCAUCAAUCAUCUAAUGGCCACUUGUCUAGCAUCAUGUGUUGAAUGCUUUUGGUUAUCAAACUCCGAUCGAAGUCCAAUGGGUGAUUGUUUAUGGUUGUAUAGUGGAUCACAUGGAAUGCGAGUAUGGUUGCCAAUUUUACCACCAAAUGAAGAAGUACGUGAUUCUCAUCGUUUGCAUUCGUUUAUGUCAAAGAGAAUUAUGUUGUCGUUUCCAUUGAAACUCUAUCCAUUGGUUAUACUCUUUGACAAUGUCAUUGUUUUGGGUGUUGAAAAUGAAACAACUCUUUAUACCAACGAAUCGAGUUCACAUUUCUCACUGCCAUUUUGUUUGUUGGAACGAAAAAGCCAAGUGUACCUUCAUAAAAUUUUACGUCAAUUAAUUAAACGAAAUCUUGGGUAUAGUGCCUGGGAGAUAGCUAAAUCUUGUAGUGCGUUACCAUAUUUUCCACAUUCGUUGGAGCUUCUUUUGCAUGAAGUUCUAGAGGAAGAAGCUACAAGUAAAGAUCCAAUUCCGGAUGCUUUAUUGCCGAGUAUAUUAGAUUUUAUUCGAGAAUUUCCAGUUCAUAUGCAAACGAUUGUGCAAUGUGCGAGGAAAACAGAGAUUGCCUUAUGGCCAUAUCUGUUUUCAGUGGCUGGGAAGCCAAAGGAUUUAUUUCAACAGUGUUUGAAAAGCGAAGAGUUAGAAACUGCUGCAAGUUAUUUGAUUAUAUUACAAAAUUUGGAGCCUUCGGCGGUGAGUAAGCAAUAUGCUACUUUGUUGUUGGAUAUAGCUUUGGAGAACCGCAAAUGGGAGCUAGCCAAGGAUCUAAUACGAUUUCUCAAAUCUAUAGAUCCCAAUGAGAUUGAUUCUCCACGUUCGUCCAUGAUUGUAAAUCAAAAGAUUGCCCCCACUCAACAGCCAAAUCAAGUUAAUCCCAAUCCAGAGGUCUUUAAUUUGAUUCUGGGUUCAAUAGCACGUGAACGGAGUUUUUCAACGCCGAUUGUCAAUACAAAUCGCAAUGAAAAAAAAGACAAGAAGGACAAAGAGAAACGAGAAAGCAUUUCGGGUAGUGUUCCGCCGACAACACCGACAUUAACAUCACAAAAAGAACCACCAACUGGUGCAAGUGCACCGACUGGUAUCACAUUCCGUCGCAAAUCCGAGAGAAGCAUUUCCAAGGAUAAACGUGAGACAUUUUUCAUUGAAACAAUAUUGCAACGCCAAGCACGUAUGCUUCUUGAGAAUUGUAAACUCAUCGAUCUAGGUUAUAUGAGUGCAUUUUUAGACUUCCAUUUGGUCAGUUGGCUGUCACAAGAAAAAGAUAGAUCGGCCAAACUCGAUGAUUUUGUAUCGGCUCUCAUACUAAUGCAUAAAGAGCUCAAAUUACCACCACCUUAUGUAAACAAUGGCAACGAAGUACACGAAACUAAUCUAUUGCCAAACAACGAUUUGUCAAAAUGUCGCAAUACAUCGAGUCAGACUUCAGAGUCUGGAUAUUUUAGUCUUCCUUUAGUUGAAAAUACUCAUCACCAUCAUUCUAUCCCGGCAAUAAAAGAAAGUGAGGAACUUAUCACACAAGUCUCUAAUAAAUCCCGUUCGAAUUCACAAACUUUGGAUGAGAAUUAUCCGGAAAGAAGGUUUUCAUCUCUGCAGCAUGAUGAAAUGAAUUUUGCUGCUUUUAAUUUUCAAGCCGAGGCGCGGGCCAAAAUCUUGCCAGAAAAAUUAAGCGUUAAGAUUCGUUAUCUUUUGCAAUUGUUCAUCGAGGCGAAUUGUAUUGAUUAUGCGUUGAUUUUGUCGAUUUUGUUAUUCGAUGCUGCGUCAAUUGGUCGUAUAAUUAAUUUUGUUGUUCGUAGUGAGUCGAUAGCAUCUUGUAAUCGAAUACAGACGGCAUUGAAGAAGAUUACACAAUGGUCGUUAGAGGAACAGUGUAUUUAUCGUGGUUUUAUGAUUGCUUUGCAGCCACAGGUUUAUCUCCUCGAUCAAUACGUCCUUGCGUCAGCGGCGAAAAAGUGUGCAGCUGAAAACAACGAAGCUGCAAGAGAAGAGAGUUUACAAAUGGAGAAUAAAUCAUCGACAGAGAUUCUAGACAAUCCUCCCUCAAAUGUCAAUAACAACAACGUUGCAAACAAUUCAAAUUGGAUUGAAUCGAAAAAACGUACUGAAACAGUGCGUCGCAUGAGCAAUACAGAGCUAGCUAUGGCCAAUAAUAGCUUGUACAGUGGUAUAAGUAAUAAUUUGAGGCACAGCUCAACAAAGACAAUGACAAUGCCACGAACUUCCAGAGAUCAGCAAUUAGUUCUUAAGAAUGAUAAUGGAUUAUGUAGCAUAAUGUAAUUGGUUUAAAUUUUAACGUAGCAUAACAUAGAAACAAUUAUUAUAUUUUUUUUUCAUUUUUGUUGCUGUUUGAUGUAGAAGAAAAAAAAACGAUAUUUGUAGAUUUUUGUGUCCUUUCUUUCCCAUCUGAAUUUUUUUCUUUUUUUUUUUUGUGUUUUUAAACCUUAAACAAAAUUUAUUCCACACCCCACAGGGAACAGCGAGUGAUGUUAGUUUAAAUUUAUCAAAUUGUUAAAAAUAUUUGUAUUUUAUAACAGAAACAUUUUCUAAAAAUAAAAACAAAAAAAAAAAAUUAUACAAUUAGGUAGAAAUUCGAGUGAAAUUUUUGGUGUUUUUU
Episyrphus balteatus (marmalade hoverfly) is the source of this 4988-nucleotide messenger RNA. It is a transcript of the gene Rich, whose product is annotated as guanine nucleotide exchange factor subunit Rich. The transcript has 2 exons. The coding region runs from base 356 to 4651 and encodes 1431 amino acids. Gene Ontology annotation, molecular function: protein binding. Gene Ontology annotation, cellular component: Ric1-Rgp1 guanyl-nucleotide exchange factor complex; cytosol; Golgi membrane. NCBI's taxonomy places the organism in Eukaryota, Metazoa, Arthropoda, Insecta, Diptera, Syrphidae. Gene Ontology annotation, biological process: intracellular protein transport; retrograde transport, endosome to Golgi; regulation of GTPase activity. The record is from RefSeq and is a predicted model, not a curated record.